Molecule: messenger RNA, 5236 nt
Organism: Phycodurus eques (leafy seadragon)
Lineage: Eukaryota; Metazoa; Chordata; Actinopteri; Syngnathiformes; Syngnathidae
Gene: tbck
Product: TBC1 domain containing kinase
Exons: 26
Coding region: 347-3010 (887 amino acids)
Biological process (GO): protein phosphorylation; activation of GTPase activity
Molecular function (GO): protein kinase activity; GTPase activator activity; ATP binding
Source: RefSeq, a predicted model, not a curated record
CUACCGCUGGUUUUCAAUGGAUCGAAACCUAUCGCCUGUUAAUAAUUACUUCGUAACGACAUUUUGACGGUAGCCUGGAAAAAAAGAGAAAAACAUUGUACAAAUUCGUAGUUCAAGUCCUCUUUAUUUGCAUCCCAUAACCGCAACUGAUCUGUAAACCCAUGUGUAAACCAUUACCUGGUAUUUGUCGCACAAGUGUGACGUCACAGAUCACGUUUGCUGCCUUAGCUGGCGAUAACGCCCGUCUUUCUAAAUGAAAAUAUUGUUUAUAUCAAUCUGUUGUUCAUGCUUCUAAGACGGCCAUACCACUUUACCGUAAAGCGGGAAUAGACACGAUAUUCGCAGGAUGCAGCCCCUCAAGGAUGCCCAGCUGGGGGCUUUUACCUUCUUUGCCUCGGCGCUCCCCCAUGAUGUGUGCGGCAGCAACGGCCUCCCCCUGACCCCCAACUCCAUCAAAAUCCUGGGACGUUUCCAGAUCCUGAAGACCGUCACCCAUCCCAGACUCUGCCAGUAUGUGGACAUCUCCAGAGGAAAGCAUGAACGUCUCAUCGUUGUUGCUGAAAACUACGAGAGCAGUUUGAGUGAUCUCCAAAAACACGGUUACAAAGUCAGCCCAGAGAGGGUUCUGCAGAUCGCCUACGAGGUCCUGGAAGGCCUGGCCUUUAUGAACAAACAUGGUAUGGUGCACAGAGCCCUCAGUGUGCACAAUGUGCUACUGGAUUGCAAGGGAAACAUCAAGCUGGCAAAGUUUGGCCUCUAUCACAUGACCGAUUACGGCGCUGAUGUGGACUUUCCAAUUGGGUACCCAUCAUACCUUGCUCCAGAGGUGAUUGCGCAGGGCUGCUUUCACCCCAGUGACCCUUCCCACGAUGAAGCCCCGCGGCCCUCGGGACCCAAAACUGACGUGUGGUCACUUGGCGUUCUGCUGUUUGAACUUUGUGCUGGUCGACGGCUGCUGCACAACAUAGACAUAAGUGAGAGGCUGAAGUUCAUUCUAACUCUGGGCUGCAUGGAUGACAUUGUCACAGUCCUCGCUGAAGAGCACGGCUGCCUGGAAAACAUUAAGGAGCUGCCCGAGAAGGUUCUAGGGUUGCUGCGGAAAUGCUUGACCUUCCUUCCUUCCAAUCGACCGAGUCCAGCCGAGCUGUUGGGGGACGCCGUGUUCGAUGGCGUGUCGUGCCUCUACAAGCCCUUCCAGAAGCCCGUGAGCCUGUUCUCGUCCUCGCUACGCUGCGCACAUCUGGAGCUCCCCGAGGACAUCGGUGACUUUUGCAAAGACGAAGACGACGACUACCUCUCAGAGCGGGCCAUCAAUGAGGUGUACCACCUGUGGUGCCUUGCAGGGGGGGACCUCGAGAAGGAGCUGACCAACAAGGAGAUCAUCCAGUCCAAACCUCCCAUCUGCACGCUCCCCAAUUUUGUCCUGGAGGACGGAGAGUCGUUCGGCCAGGGCAGGGAUCGCAGUUUCUUGCUGGAUGACACCACGGUGACGCUUUCUCUGUGCCAGCUCAGGAAUAGGCUGAAGGAUGUCGCAGGAGAAGCUUAUUUCCCUCUGCUGGAGGAUGAACGUUCAAAUCUGACGCACUCCAACAGCGCCAACGAGCUCUCUUCCACUGUCACGCUACCGCUCAUCAUCCGAGAGAGAGACACUGAGUACCAACUCAUUCGUGUCAUCCUCUUUGACAGGCUGCUCAAGGCUUAUCCUUACAAGAAGAACCUGGUGUACAAAGAGGCCAGGGUAGACAUCCCCCCUCUUGUGCGUGGACUAGCCUGGGCAGCACUGCUGGGCAUUGAGGGGGACAUUCAGGCCAAAUACGCAAGCAUCGACAAGGACACGCCCAUUCCAACUGACAGACAGAUCGAAGUGGACAUCCCACGCUGCCACCAGUACGACGAGCUGCUGUCCUCCCCGCAGGGUCACGUCAAGUUCAGGCGCGUCUUGAAAGCCUGGGUGGUCUCCCAUCCCGACCUGGUCUACUGGCAGGGUUUGGAUUCUCUUUGCGCCCCAUUUCUUUACUUGAAUUUUAACAAUGAGGCAUUAGCAUACGCUUGUAUGUCCGCCUUCAUCCCAAAAUACCUCUACAACUUUUUCCUGAAGGACAACUCACACGUCAUCCAAGAGUACCUGACUGUCUUUUCGCAAAUGAUUGCCUUUCAUGACCCCGAGCUCAGCAACCACCUGAACGACAUCGGCUUCAUCCCUGACCUGUAUGCCAUUCCUUGGUUCCUGACAAUGUUCACACAUGUGUUCCCGCUGCACAAGAUAUUCCACCUGUGGGACACGCUGCUACUGGGGAACUCGUCGUUCCCUUUCUGUAUCGGCAUAGCCAUAUUGCAGCAGCUCAGGGACCGCCUUCUUGCCAAUGGCUUCAACGAGUGCAUCCUGCUGUUCUCUGACCUGCCAGAAAUUGACAUCGAACGCUGUGUCCGUGAAUCUAUCAACCUCUUCUUCUGGACACCAAAAAGUGCCACAUACAGACAACAUGCGCAGCCACCGAAAGUCUCUGGUGACAAUGGCUUUGAAAAAAAUGCAACAUACUACUCGUCUAACGACCGGGAUUUUCCCAAGACGGACCUAUCUCGGGAGCCUCUUGUGCUGUUCGACCUGAAAGCUGAAGUGUCCCCUCGCAUCUCGGCAGAGGACUUCAUCGACCUGUGCGAGAUGUCAUACGCCGCAAAUAACCGGACCAAAGCCAGCAGGCCACAAAUGAUUGCUGUUGACAUUCGCAGUGCAGAGGACUUCAACAGAGGCCACAUGUCUGGAAGCAUUAACAUUCCCUUCAGCACAACAUUCGGCUUCGAUGACGAGGUGCUACAGUGUCCAGCAACGGGAACCCUCCACAACUACAGAGGACGGGUCAUCGUCAUCAUUGGCCACGUCAUAAAAAGUGCUUCUGUGUUUGCUGCACACCUUGUCAAGGUGAACUUCCCACGGGUUUGCAUCCUGGAUGGAGGGAUCAAUAAGCUGAAGCCCACAGGACUCCUGACUGUACCUUCCCCUCAGAUCUGACCCAAGAGUCAGCUGGGAAAGACUAUGUACAUAUUUGAAGUUGUUUGUUUUGAUAGUGAUAUGAUUAAAGAGUGGAUCCACCCCAAUAACAUUGUUACGUAUGUAGCUUGGCAGUGAAAAUGAAAAAGAUACAGUGGAACUUCUUAUGUCGAAUGAGAUAGUAGUGUAUUUCCAAAAUAUUUGGGGGGAAAUUCACCUUGGAAGUCACAUAAAACCCCAGAGUUUGAACAAUUAUUAUGAAUCACCCCUGCACAUCUAGAAACUUGAGCUUAGUGGGUCUCUGAAAAAAUUUACUCCGAAAGCAUUUCGCUUCUGGUUGUGUUGUCACAGGAAAAGUAUGAUGACCACAGAAGAAAGAAUUAUUGCGACUUGUGAGAAUUGUGAAAAACCUUGCAUUAAAAUCUUAUUGCAAUAUUUUUCCAACAUUUAUUAAUCCAUUUAUAAAUGAAUCCAUUUAUUAAUCCAUCCAUCCAUCCAUCCAUUUUCUGAGCCGCUUAUCCUCACAAGGGUCGUAGGCGUGCUAUCCCAGCUAUCAUCGGGCAGGAGGCGGGGUACACCCUGAACUGGUUGCCAGCCAAUUGCAGGGCACAUACAAACAAACAACCAUUCGCACUUACAUUCACACCUACGGGCAAUUUAGAGUGUCCAAUUAAUGCAUUAUUUGGGGAUGUGGGAGGAAACCGGAGUGGCCGGAGAAAACCCACGCAGGCACGGGGAGAAUAUGCAAACUCCACACAGGUGGGGUCGGUGAUUGAACCCCGCUCCUCAGAACUGUGAGGCCGACGCUCUAACCAGUCGGCGACCGUGCCGCCCCAUUUAUUAAUCAGAGUUGUAAUGCAUGGGAAAUUAUAGCAUCCAGUCACUCAUCCUGUGUAGUGAGAUCAGGUGGUCGCGGUGUAAAGGAUGCCAGCUCGCACUGUACAAAAUGAAUGUCACACUGCACUCCCUCGGAAGCCUUAAAGAGGGCUGUGCCAAGAAAGCUCGUGGCCCCGACUUUUAGCUUGGCGGUUAGCGUACUCGGCUCCCAACUGGUGAGGCGUCAGCAGCACAUGUUCAAAGCCAGAUGUGGUUGGACAUAGCAGGAUUGCUACUGUUAUACUUUCCUUCUCCUAUUCCCUUCUUUUUUUAAAUCUGGUCCGAUAUCCUGAUAGCUGGGAUAGGCUCCAGCACGCCCGCGACCCUAGUGAGGAGAAGCGGCUCAGAAAAUGAAUGGAUGGAUGGAUGGAUGGAUGGAUGGAUGGUCCGAUAUCCUUUACUUUGCAUCCACCUUCAAUCGCUUAUGUGAUAGAGGCCUGGCAAUUUUUUUUUUUUGUGUAAUCGACACUCCAGUGGAAACAUUUCGAAAAAGUGUUAUUUUCCUUGUCUACACGGUCUACCUACGACACAAUAACCUCAAUUUCCGCUGUUGUGAAAUUUCUUCUUUUAGGUUUUGUGGCCAACUCUCUAAACUUCAAACCUCCUGGCAGUAGUCACUGAAAAUGUCUUGGCGGGAAAACAUGCAGCAAUUCUAAACCUCUGACUCGAGGUACUACAAGCUUUUUCCAUCUACAGUUAGGUCCAGAAGUGUUUGGACCAUGACAAUAAUGUGUUUUAAUCAUUUUGCCUUUAUACACAACCACCAGCCCAAAUGAACUGCAGUACUACAGCACUACAGGUACAUUUAAGUUGGGAAUUACUUUUAUCGCGAUUCUUUGGAGCAGGAAUAUUGGUUUGGCACAAGGCCAAAGAAUCAAACUGUGGCUCUGCAUGAGCGUGAGAAUGUGCAGGGAAGUGGAAUGAGGAAGGAAGGCUCUCACUUACUGAAAUGCUCAAGGGUUUAAAUCCAGGUGAGGCGAUGACAAAAUAUGUGGUGAAAACAGAACCAGGGAAACAAGUAGCAAGGGGAGAAAAAAAUCAAUGAAACUGCCAAUAGAACUAGUAUGGACUGACUUGAUAAGAUUAUUCAAAUAAGAUCUUGGAUCUUAAAACAAGUCUUUUUGUCUUGCUGACAAUUUAGAAAAAAAGUCAGAACUGUCUUAAAAUAAGUACAGUACAAUGUUUCAACAAGAAAUAAGAUAAAUUCACGUAAGAUUUUGUAUUUUUGCUUUGUAAAAUGUAUAGCAGCCUAUAAGAGUUGUUGACGUGUCACGUUCUUUUCUAAUUUAAACUGAAACUCUAAUGGAUGUGGCAUGUUAAAGAGGUGAUUUCUGAGGGAAAACUAGUUUGAAACACAGUAGAGGAUGUGUA